This is a messenger RNA of Exophiala dermatitidis NIH/UT8656, 1044 nucleotides long. RefSeq lists its product as uncharacterized. The transcript has 3 exons. The coding region runs from base 440 to 643 and encodes 67 amino acids. The record is from RefSeq and is a predicted model, not a curated record. NCBI's taxonomy places the organism in Eukaryota, Fungi, Ascomycota, Eurotiomycetes, Chaetothyriales, Herpotrichiellaceae.
GGAAAGUCGAUAACCGACUCCAUUUGGUAGCCGCCCAAUCACUGCUUCUUCCCACCAUCAGGAUGACGAAGCUUGCUAUGAUGUAUUCGGGUGCACUGCAUUCGUGCAUUGUCGUUGUAUUCUGGAGCACGCUGCGUUGGAACAGGGCUCAGGCUGCCCAAACCUGCUCCCGGUCGAGUGAAUCAGCAGCCCGCGCUAUGCGAUGACGGCUUGAGGUUCAAGCUUCCAAGGUCCAGUGGUUUGUUUGUGUUCCGUCAGACCGCGCAGGUGGGAGAGGUAAGGUAUAUAGGACUCGCACAUGCUUCUCGCCGUCCCAAGUCCUCCAUUUUCCCGCUUUUAUCUAUCUCACUGCCAGCAUACCGGUCAAACCGAACGUUAUUCAUCUCUAGCCAAAACAUAUCUCGCUAGCUUUAUUCCAGCCCUCUAACAAGCCAUCACCAUGAACACCCAAGGAACAGCCGCUGGCUCCAACCAGCAAGAGGACUACCUCGACAAAGGCCUCGACGCUGUCGAAAAGAAAUACGGAGGCGGCAAAAUCGACCCAGCCAAGCAGCGCAGCACCAACGAGAAAAUCACCGACAAGGCCCGGGGUCUAGUCGAGAAGGCCACUGGCAAAGACAUUCCUGACAAGAUCAGCAACUAAACAAGGAUUUGGAUAUAAAACAAAGACAGAAUCAGCCUAGCCUAGCAAUACCUUAAUUACCUACCUAGGUAGUUGAGGCAUGAUUCAGGCCUUUAUAAUGAAAUGGUCCACGAACUCGGACCUGAAUUCAAGAAUAUGUUCAUCAUCUCACAGAGCCAUAUCAGAAUUCUAUAGUACCUUAGAUACCCGCGUGUCACGGUGCCCGUAGGUACCUAGGUACCUAGUAGGAAAUUCGGGGCCCCGCGGCCUCUUGCAGUUGGUACUGUACAGUACAGGCUGAUGGUACUCUCCUAGGUACCUACUAGGUAGGUACCUUACUCGUGGGGGAAUGCAGUAAUAAAGCCCACCAAGAUACUGUACCUAGGUACAACAUACCUACAACUAAACACUGCAUCGUCCCA